Molecule: messenger RNA, 2064 nt
Organism: Aspergillus terreus NIH2624
Lineage: Eukaryota; Fungi; Ascomycota; Eurotiomycetes; Eurotiales; Aspergillaceae
Product: putative NADH-ubiquinone oxidoreductase 64 kDa subunit
Exons: 5
Coding region: 1-2064 (687 amino acids)
Molecular function (GO): calcium ion binding; NADH dehydrogenase activity
Source: RefSeq, a predicted model, not a curated record
AUGAGCGCAGUCCUACUCCGGAGUCGACCGGGCGCUCCAGGAUUGAGGAGAAUUGGGCUGUUACCAUGCCGGCUGUCUCUCUCGAACCCAUCGGCAUCCAUCCGCCUCGCUGGUCCUAGAUAUCUUUCCGGCUCGACUCGCCGCGGUCCCGGCGCCAAAUGCCUCGCUUCACCGACCUUCUUUACCAGCCGGAUGUCGGUUCGAUAUAACUCAACCGCAUCCGAAUCGUCUGCCGUCAAGCCAAAGUCCAAAGCGCUCAACAUCGUGUACAAAUCGUUUGCAGCAUGCGGUUUCUUCAUUGUCAUGAGCGGCGCCGCGGUGCUGGCCUUUUUCAUCUACGAUGCGACCACAUACAAGGAACAUCUCACCGCGCAAGAUAUCCCUGUCUCGGAAUUGGCGCUGAACCCCAGACGUGGUGGGCCCAAGAACCUGCCUAUCGCGGAGAUUCUGGUGGAUGACAACGACUCGGACACGAUGGAAGAACAGAAGGACAAACCCCGACUGGUAGUCUUGGGUACUGGCUGGGGAAGCAUCGCGCUUCUGAAAAACCUCAACCCCGGCGACUAUCAUGUCACGGUCGUCUCUCCCACCAAUUAUUUUUUGUUCACUCCAAUGCUCCCCUCCGCGACUGUCGGUACACUGGGACUGCGAUCACUUGUUGAACCGGUGCGGCGUAUCGUCCAGCGGGUCCACGGCCACUUCCUCAAGGGCGAGGCUGUUGAUGUCGAGUUCUCAGAGAAAAUGGUUGAAAUUGCUGGAUUGGAUGCAAAUGGCAAUCUGCAGCACUUUUAUCUCCCGUACGACAAGUUGGUUAUCGGUGUUGGUUGCGUAACAAAUCCCCACGGUGUGAAAGGCUUGGAAUAUUGCCAUUUCCUGAAGACAAUCGAUGAUGCCCGCCGAAUCAAGAACCAAGUCUUGGAGAACAUGGAGUUGGCAUGUCUGCCUACCACUACUGACGAGGAGCGGCGACGUUUGCUAUCAUUUGUUGUCUGCGGUGGUGGUCCGACUGGUGUUGAAUUCGCGGCCGAGCUUUUCGAUAUGCUCAACGAAGAUCUGCUUCACUCCUUCCCCAAGAUCUUGCGCAACGAGAUCUCUGUCCACAUCAUCCAGAGCCGAACCCACAUCCUUAACACCUACGACGAGGCUCUAUCGAAGUACGCCGAAGCCCGGUUUGCUAGGGACCACGUCGACGUCUUGACGAAUGCACGGGUGAAGGAAGUCCGCGAUGACAAGGUCAUCUUUACACAGCAAGAGGAUGGAAAGACGGUAACGAAGGAGAUCCCAAUGGGCUUCUGCUUGUGGUCCACCGGUGUCGCGCGCGCCGAUCUGUGCAAGAAGCUUUCCGACAAGCUGGAUGCGCAAAACAACAAGCAUGCACUUGAGACGGACUCCCACCUGCGUCUGAUUGGCGCCCCUCUUGGUGACGUCUAUGCUAUCGGCGAUUGCUCAACCGUCCAAAACAAUGUAGCGGAUCACAUCGUAUCGUUCUUACGCACAAUCGCCUGGGAGAGAGGUAAAGACCCGGAGAAGCUCCAUCUCACCUUCCGCGAAUGGAGAGACGUCGCCUCCCGAGUGAAGAAGCGCUUCCCCCAGGCAUCUAACCACCUGCGCCGUCUCGACAAGCUGUUCGAACAGUACGACAAGGACCAAUCUGGCACUCUCGACUUCGGCGAACUCUCCGAACUGCUCCACCAGAUCGACACAAAACUCACAUCCCUACCUGCUACUGCCCAGCGUGCCAACCAGCAGGGAGAAUACCUCGGUCGUAAGCUGACGAAGAUCGCUGCCGCACUCCCCGGCCUGCGAGCCAAUGAGAUCGACCAUGGUGAUCUCGACGAGGCCGUUUACAAGGCAUUCAAAUAUAAGCAUCUCGGAAGUCUCGCCUACAUCAGCAAUGCGGCGGUCUUCGACUUUGGCGGUCUCAACUUCAGCGGCGGCCUGCUCGCUAUGUAUCUCUGGCGGAGUGUGUACUUCACCGAGAGUGUCAGCUUCCGCACUCGGUGUAUGCUUGCCAUGGAUUGGGCUAAGAGAGCCCUUUUUGGCAGAGAUCUCAUGAGUUUCUAG